AGCCACAAGCAAUGACACUUCCGUGGCCACCUCGUAUAGCAUCAUACGCCUCAUGUUAUGUUGUUAUGUUAUGUUAUGGUAAUGGCACUCCCUAACGCACCCAAACAUUAUUUUUUGGUUCCUUUUUUCCUCUCUCUUCCUGCAACUCGAACAUUAAACUCAGCAUGGCUAGGCACACACUGAGACCAGACAAUUCCUGCUUCUUCUCACGCACCCCUUUUAUCAGAACGACCUCGUUUCAACCUUUUCACUUCCACCUCUCACCUUCCAACCUCACCCUCAGGCUCAGAGUAGCUUCUAACGCUUCUCAACAAAAUGUCAAAGAAACCCACGCUGUGUCCAAGGCCAAGGCCAAGGCCAAGGCUCUCACGGACCUUGAAGUGGAGAAGCAACAUGAGAACUUGUCUGGGAACUGGCCGCCUUGGAAGAAUCUUCCCCAAAGAUACAAGAUCAUCGGCACCACUUCACUCGCCUUCAUUAUUUGUAACAUGGAUAAGGUGAACUUGAGUAUUGCCAUAAUCCCAAUGUCUCAUCAAUUUGGGUGGAACUCAUCAACGGCAGGAUUGGUUCAGUCCUCCUUCUUCUGGGGCUAUGCGUUGAGUCAAUUGCCAGGGGGUUGGCUAGCCAAAAUAUUUGGUGGCGGAGCUGUUCUUGAGGUUGGAGUAUUGAUAUGGUCGGUGGCUACAGCACUUGUUCCUUUUCUUGUUGGAUAUAUGCCUGGCUUACUAUUGUCAAGGGUUUUGGUUGGGAUAGGCGAAGGUGUUUCACCAUCUGCUGCUACUGAUCUCAUUGCCAGGUCAAUACCAUUGGAAGAGCGCUCACGGGCAGUUGCAUUUGUGUUUGGUGGUUUGAGCGUUGGAAGUGUUAUGGGGCUUCUUUUGGCUCCUCCCCUUAUCCAAAAUCUUGGUUGGGAAUCAGUAUUCUAUAUAUUUGGUCUUUUGGGGAUUGCUUGGUUUUUGGGGUUUCAAGUUCUUGAAGGAGGUGAAACAGAAUCAAAUGCAGAAUCUCUUUCAUCUUCCCAAGAUACCAUGACACAGUCAUGGAAAACUUCUCUGGGAGAAUUGAAUGGCUCUCUGAAGGAUGUACCAUGGAAGGCCUUUUUCCAAAAUCGUGCUGUGUGGGCAAUGAUAUAUGCUCAUUUCUGUGGUAGUUGGGGUCACUAUAACUGUUUAUCAUGGCUUCCCACAUUUUUUAGUGAGGAGCUGAAUCUAAAUCUGACGGAGGCUGCAUGGGUGUCUAUUCUUCCCCCACUGGCUUCAAUAUUUGUGACUAGUCUUGCAGCACAAUUAGCUGACAACUUGAUUUCAAGAGGAGUUGAAACCACUGUGGUUCGAAAGAUCUGCCAAUCAAUUGCAUUUUUGUCCCCUGCAAUCUGCAUGACUCUUUCCUCACUGGAUCUAGGGUUACCGCCUUGGGAGAUUGUGGGGAUUCUCACAGGUGGUUUAGCGCUCUCAAGCUUUGCCUUAUCAGGACUCUAUUGCACCCAUCAAGACAUGUCACCAGAAUAUGCAAGUAUACUUCUGGGUAUAACUAAUACUGUUGGGGCUAUUCCUGGCAUUGUUGGUGUAGCCCUCACUGGCUAUCUUCUUGAUUCAACUCAUUCAUGGAGUAUAUCACUAUUUGCACCAUCAAUCUUCUUCUACGUGACUGGCACCAUCGUAUGGUUGGUGUUCGCGAGUAGUAAGCCUCAAAGUUUUUCUGAGCAAAACUGAUUCAUGCGAAGCAGAUUUUUGACACGGGGUUACAUCCGCUUGUUAUACAAAUCAGAUAAUUUAAGUACAAAGAAAUGAUAGUAUAGGUACAUUGUUGUAUGUAUUCUUGUUUUUUAACUGUAGCCUAUUGUAGCAAAUAGCAAUUGUAUAUUUUUAAUAGAUGAUAGCAUGGUGGUUGGUCACCAAAAAAUGUAUUGACGUGUUUAAAUCCUUUCAAGUCAAGAAUCAGUUUCUUACCAACUUUUGGAGCUCUAA
Molecule: messenger RNA, 1967 nt
Organism: Cajanus cajan (pigeon pea)
Lineage: Eukaryota; Viridiplantae; Streptophyta; Magnoliopsida; Fabales; Fabaceae
Gene: PHT4;5
Product: phosphate transporter 4;5
Biological process (GO): transmembrane transport
Molecular function (GO): transmembrane transporter activity
Source: RefSeq, a predicted model, not a curated record